UGGAUUAUUAAAAAAGGUCAGACAAGGUCAUCAUACACGUGGGACCAGUCGUAGCUCACGUGCAGGAUUUAUAGAUCUCUAAACACUUCACUCCCCAUUUCCCCUCCGCCAUUCCUCUGCUUUCUCCUCCUCCUCCUCCACCUCCACCCAUAAUGGCCGCCGUCAAAAAAAAGCUUCUCGUCAACUUCACCUCCGUCGACAUUGGCUGUGGAAGUUGCCGGAAGCCCAAAUCCAUUCUCUCACAGAUUUUCCGCCCCAAGCCCAAGUCGCCAAACUCCAAUUCCGACCGCCGUCUCUUCCGCUCGCCCUCGAGUUUUUCCGACAAGAAGCUUAGCGACGUCGACAUGGCGUAUGGCUCUGAGGUUGUCCGUAACGAGUCGUGGAAAAUCGGUGGCGUGAGCGUGGCGGUGGAGAAGGAUUCCAACGAUCCGUAUGUGGAUUUCCGGCAAUCGAUGUUGCAAAUGAUUUUGGAAAACGAAAUUUACACUCAAGAAGGGCUUCGAGAGCUUCUUAGCUGUUUUCUUCAUCUCAAUUCGCCUUGUAACCAUGGGAUUAUAAUUCGAGCUUUUGCCGAGAUCUGGGACGGCGUAUCCUGUGGCAGAUCGACGGCGGCUAGAAAACAGAGACGCGCCUUGUAACCGUCGCCUCAUCAUGGCUUCGCAUUUCUCGAUCAGUAGCACAAGGCAAACACAGUUUAAAGAAGAUGAUGAUAAGUUUGUAUGAACAGUGAAGAACAGAGCUGCACAGAUUGAGAUGCAGAA
Messenger RNA from Cucurbita maxima (winter squash), 761 nucleotides. RefSeq names its product transcription repressor OFP6-like. NCBI's taxonomy places the organism in Eukaryota, Viridiplantae, Streptophyta, Magnoliopsida, Cucurbitales, Cucurbitaceae. The transcript has 2 exons. Gene Ontology annotation, biological process: negative regulation of DNA-templated transcription. The record is from RefSeq and is a predicted model, not a curated record. The coding region runs from base 153 to 638 and encodes 161 amino acids.